AUGAGUUUUUACAGCCAUACAUUUCUGUCUAGGCGUCUUUCUGUGAAGGCCUGUAGCAUAGGUGGCGGUAGGAGGAGCUGUCAUCAGCGAUGGAUUUGUCAUACGAACGCUGCUUUCACAGAUGCUAUCAAUGAGGAAGAGGCCCUAAACAAGCUGCAUUCCGACCUGUAUAGCGCCCUAGAGAUGGUCGAUGAAAUAUACGAGACAAAUUCUGCUGCGGAAGAUGUUAAAGAGAAGGACGAGGGAGGCAGACAAAAAUACACGAAAGAGAUGGACAAGGCGAUUAAUCUCCUCAAAACAAAUAUAAAGAAGGACUAUGGACAUAAUAGGUAUUUGAAACCUACAAGAGCCCGAACGUACCCCGCUAGAAGGUCGUAUACUUUCCGGAUAAAUCCGCAAAAAGUUAGGCACACAUUAGUAGCACCUUACAAUCAAGGUAGGAAUCAACAAGAUUACAACCAAAAACCUCCUAUGAUAGGCCACGGAUUGGCCAGAGUGUUAUAUCAACCAUUGUCAUUGCAGAAAUUAAGAGAUAGUAGAAGUCAGAUGUAUAAUUUUGACCCUGCUGUGGAGAAUAUUAAUCCAGAAUUUUUGGAGAAAAAAAGUGAAGAAGGUGUAAAUACUGAUUCUCCUGGCGAUGAACAAACAAAACCCAUUUUUAUUACCCCCCACAAAGAUGAAUCCUUGUUGAAGGUUGCUAACGAACAUAAAAAAAGAUACAUCUCUUCCUCAAGUUCUAUGACCUCUGUACUCUCUCAGUUACACUACCUUCUCUCCAAUUUUAGAAGGUUGAACAUCAUUGACUCCUCGGUAUCUAGAAACUUUCCUCAAAAAAAUUGCAACUACUCAGAAAGCGCAUAUUUUCCAUCAACAGUCAUUUUAAGAAGAAAAAAGAACGGGAUUUCUUCCAUCGAUUCAGAUAGAAGUCUGGACAGGGAAAUAGUUCUCUCCGUACUAGGACAUUACCUUGAGGACUUCUUAACAGAGAAGCCUUCAAAUGAUUCGAAAACCGAUAAUUAUCAUUAUUCUAGCGUAGAUGACUUUAUUGUGAGGUCUCAAUUAGACGCGUACGAUCCAAAUUUACCUGGAACUGGCGUUUUUGAUCUAAAGACGAGGGCUGUCUCUGCUAUAAGGUAUGACUUACCACAUGUAGAGAAUAACAAUAAUCAAACUGGAUACGAGAUAGACAAGGUUUAUGGUGAGUUUGAAUCAUUGGAAAGGGAAUAUUUUGAGUUAAUAAGGUCUGCACUAUUGAAGUAUUCUUUACAGGCUAGACUUGGUAAGAUGGACGGUAUAUUCGUUGCCUACCACAAUAUUUCUAAAAUGUUUGGAUUCCAGUAUCUACCCUUGGAUGAAUUAGAUUACAUAAUUCAUUCUUCAUUCAACGGAAGGUUCGAUAGUUUAUUGGAGCAAAAGAACGAAAUAAUGAAGGGAAUAUACGGUGAAGAGGAUUACAUUUUACACUAUCAUAGGAACGACAGAAAAAUUGCUUCAUCAGUGGCCAAUAGAGAAUUCAAGAUCUCUAUGAAUCUGUUCAGCAAUAUUUUGAAACACGUUGAGCGGUUAUUGAACGUAAGUGAUACAAAAUGGGAAAAAUGUAAAAUAAUGCUUAAAACUGAAGUUGAAGAAAGACAGUCUAAAAGUGGUCGCUUCUUUAACGAAGCGGUGCUGAAUAUCGUAGCUCUACCAUUGUCACCAGAAUAUGAGGACAAAUCACUGUUAGUAAUGAACACUUCAAACGAACAAUUGACAAAAGAACUAACAAACCUUCGCAUGUAUAACGAAAAUCUUUUGAAAGAAAAUUUGGAUUCAUUAGUAGGCUUUAAGGUAAACGUCGAACAUUUUUACCAUCAUCAUCCUAAUACUACGAAUCCACCUGCCUUCGCCUCAAAAAAGAGUGACAUCCUCGAUAGCGAAGCUCGUAAAUACAUUUCUGACAUAAUGAAAAGAGACUGGUACAAAGAGAUUCCACCCACACAAACUCCAAACUUUUUUCACCCCUCGGAUGUCUCCACUUGGGAGGUUAAUUCUACUUUCACUGAUAUUAUCGAUAAACAAAUUUUACGGAAAUUGUACCUAAAAUAUCUAGAUGUCAAAUUGGAUGCAUUGAAAAACCAAGUCAUUACACGUCAGGAGCCCGAUAUAUCCAAAAAGGAUGAAAUCGUAAAUCGAAUCAAAUUACUACAGUUCCGCAAGAAAAAUUAUAGAAAUGGCGAUAACAGAAGGUCAUCCAAUUCUGGCCCUACACGACUACAGACUAAAUUACGCGCAUAUGCCAAAAAGGGUACCAUUCGAAGAAAUCUCCUAGAAAGGAACAACAACAGGUUCCAUGUCUGA
Saccharomyces kudriavzevii IFO 1802 is the source of this 2337-nucleotide messenger RNA. It is a transcript of the gene PET127, whose product is annotated as Pet127p. The record is from RefSeq and is a predicted model, not a curated record. Gene Ontology annotation, cellular component: mitochondrial envelope; mitochondrion. Bases 1 to 2337 code for a protein of 778 amino acids. NCBI's taxonomy places the organism in Eukaryota, Fungi, Ascomycota, Saccharomycetes, Saccharomycetales, Saccharomycetaceae. Gene Ontology annotation, biological process: mitochondrial RNA 5'-end processing. The transcript has a single exon.